AGAUUAUCAUCAUCAGCCAAGCCCUGGAAAAGCCGAGCAGGAUGGUGCGAUUUGGGGGACGGGGGCUGGCUUAUCCGAUUGAGUUGCCGCGCUCUUUAUCUUUUCGUCAGAUAAACCCACUGUGAAGGAAAAGAUGAUGCCGAGAGCGAGGCAUAAAUAGCUGGGGUGGAAGAAUCUCGUAGCGCAUCAUCAGAUUUCUCCUCACCUGCGCUUUUCCAUUCCUCCACCGCAUCAAUUUCCACUCUUCGCCUGUACAUAGUAGCAAAAAAACAAUAAUAGCCAUGUCAUUCUCCAUUUCCUCGCUUCUUAUCUCGACACAGCCUGAGCAGCAGCUCGAGCGGCAGCAGACUGGCGGUGUGGCAGCAACAGUACCUGUAGCGGCAACAGCACCCCUGGCCAGCACGGCACCGCUGCCGGCUGUCCGUACCAUCAAGCCCACCAGCACUCCGCGGGUGGCCCGCCAGCCAGCCGGCCCCAUCUCGUGCAUGAACUGCAAGACCACGACAACGCCGCUCUGGCGGCGGGAUCCGACGACAGGCGCACACCUGUGCAACCGGUGCGGGCUCUACCUGAAGGCGUACAACACCAUGCAUCCGCUCAAGAAGACCAUCAAGAAGCGCUCGUCACCGCCUGCCAAUCGCGACGGCUCGUCGUGUUCUGGCAGCUGCUGCUCGCCAUCGCAGUCGUCGUCGACUGAGACCGAGUCCGCCGGCACGUGCCCUGGCAACGGCCAAUGCGACGGCACAGGCGGCAGCUCGUCGUGCGCUGGCUGUCCAGCCUACAACCAGAAGCAGCUGAGCCAGGACGGACACGCGGUCAAGCGCAAGCGGGUGUCGCCCAAGCAGCAGAUGCAGCAGGGCCUGACGCCGACGUGCUACAACUGCGGGGUCGACUACACGCCGCUCUGGCGCCGCGACCCCGACGGCAACGUUAUCUGCAAUGCGUGCGGGCUGUACUACAAGCUGCACAACAAGAUUCGGCCUGUGACGAUGAAGCGGGCGGUCAUCAAGCGCCGCAACCGCACAACGCCGCAGCACAGCCGCAUCGAGCGGUCGCCCAGCAUCGACAGCGAUGCGACAGUGUGUGAGUCACCGACGCUGUGUGGGCUUGAGAGCCUGGCGAUGGCGGUUGAGCUGGCUUCGGAUUCUUCCAGUAGCAGCAAGAGCAGCAUUAGUGCCAGCAGCACCAGCAGCACCAGCAGUGCCAGCAGUGCCAGCAGUGCCAGCAGCCAGACGCAGGACGACGACGGCGACUCGGUGAUGCUGGACAGCCUGGCCAGUGUUGCGUCGCUGGAGUCAAAGCAGCAGGCAGAGAGCUACAAGGACGAGCUGCAAAGAGAGUGCGAACGCCUCCGGCAGCUUCUGGCAAGGUCCACCGCCCUUUUGAAUACGCUUUGAAUAAUAAACUAGGUGCGAGCGGUUGAUUUC
Linderina pennispora is the source of this 1427-nucleotide messenger RNA. RefSeq names its product glucocorticoid receptor-like (DNA-binding domain). The record is from RefSeq and is a predicted model, not a curated record. The transcript has a single exon. NCBI's taxonomy places the organism in Eukaryota, Fungi, Kickxellomycota, Kickxellomycetes, Kickxellales, Kickxellaceae. Bases 282 to 1397 code for a protein of 371 amino acids. Gene Ontology annotation, molecular function: zinc ion binding; DNA-binding transcription factor activity, RNA polymerase II-specific; RNA polymerase II cis-regulatory region sequence-specific DNA binding. Gene Ontology annotation, biological process: negative regulation of transcription by RNA polymerase II; positive regulation of transcription by RNA polymerase II.